AUGCGAGUGGAGGACAUGGAGCAAUACUCCAGAUGUAACUGUCUGGAGAUCCAAGGCAUCCCUGUAACUCCUGCGGAAGAUGUCCUAGGGAUUGUCAAGGAAGUCGGCAAGGCUCUGGACGUGCAGAUCUCGGACGCUAUGGUGGACGCUUGCCACAGGCUUGGGAGGCAAACCGGAGACAACCCACCGGGAAUCAUUGUAAAAUUUGUGCGGAGGUUUGACAAGGAGGCACUCCUGAAGAAGAGGCGCGUGAAGAGGACGUUGUCAACCAGACACAUCGGAAGGAGCGACGAUCGGCCGAUUUACGUGAACGAGUCCCUGUCCCCUGCCCGACGGAGGUUGUACGCCAUGGCGAGAAGGGUCCAGAAGGAGAAGGACUUCAAGUUCCUGUGGGUAAGGAACGGGAAAAUCUUUCUCAGGAAGGAAGAGAACUCGCCUAUAAAAGUCAUCACCAGCCAAGACGACCUUCAAUGA
Messenger RNA from Homalodisca vitripennis (glassy-winged sharpshooter), 474 nucleotides. RefSeq lists its product as uncharacterized. The transcript has a single exon. Bases 1 to 474 code for a protein of 157 amino acids. The record is from RefSeq and is a predicted model, not a curated record. NCBI's taxonomy places the organism in Eukaryota, Metazoa, Arthropoda, Insecta, Hemiptera, Cicadellidae.